Messenger RNA from Schistosoma intercalatum, 3641 nucleotides. NCBI's taxonomy places the organism in Eukaryota, Metazoa, Platyhelminthes, Trematoda, Strigeidida, Schistosomatidae. The record is from the annotation of a GenBank genome assembly.
GGCUGAGAUUGGUUACGUCGCAAUUUUAUCAAUGGCGCUACAUAUGCUGGUCUUUUCAAAAACCAUUCUUGAUAAUGUUUACACUUGGAGUAUUGAUCUGUAGUUUCAUUAUAAAUCUACCUCAUCCCUGUUUCUAACUCCAACGAAUAAUUAUCAAUUAAUUUCACCGUCAUCUCAGUUAAUCUACAUGUCUGUAAUUACAUGGGACCACGUUGACAAUCAGCAAACUUUACUAACAGAAAAACAACUAGAGUCAGUAUUUCUGCUGAAUUCACUGAAUUCAAUACCCGGAGAAACUACAUUAAGCAGUACUACUACUCAUACGACCUUCAAUACUAAUCAGACUGACAAAUACGAGUAUCAAACUACCCAACAUGAUGUGUCUAUACAAUCAGCCUCACAUUUCUAUUCAUGGCUAUGGUCUGUUGAACAAAAACUUAGUGCUGAAAUACCUGAAGUACCAAGCGAAUUUUUGACUUUUUUGUCUCGUAAAAAAUUGGAAUGUUCAAAAGUUUUAAGCAUCGUUGAAGAAAUUUUGUCUAAAUUAUCGAUUUUGGAAAAUAAUUACUUAAGCAUAUCGCAGAGCACUAAUGAGUUACAUGAGUUGUGCGAACAUCUAUUAAGGCAACAAAAUGAAAUGAUUGAAUAUGCUAGUUCAAUUGAAAAAUGUCUAGCCAAUUUUGUUCAAGUGGAUAUGUUACAAGCUGAACUUGGAGUUUCCAAUUUCGUCGUAUCUCGUGAGAAGUUGCUGCCAAUCCUAAAUAAGCUUGAUUCAAGUUUACUUUAUUUCCUAGAACAUCCGAAUUUCAAAGAAUCUCCAAACUAUUUAAUCAAGGUGAAAUCCUCGCUUAAAAUAGCUCUUGAAUACAUUAAAAGUAAUGUAACUAAUGUCAUAGAAAGAACCAUAAAUGAGCUUCUGGAAUUGCAUGAUGUUAUCAGCCCUGAGAACUCAUUUAUUUUACUUUACGGACGAUUUCGUUCACAAGGACCAAAAAUACGCUCGUUGAUGACACUUUUAGAAGAAAGAAUACACGUUACUGAUGAGUAUGCUCAGGUAAUGCAAGAGUGUCAUAAAUUUUACUUACAUCAUCGAGAAGAGUUAUUGACACCUGUUGCACAAAAUGGAGUUUCAGAUCUACUUCAAAAAUAUACUGGUGAUCAUUGUACACUACUUCGCACUGCUGGAACAUUCAUAUUGCAUAUGUGUGAAGAUGAAAUGCGUUUGUUUAAUCAAUUCUUUUCAUCAAACUUUUCACAAUCAAUUAAUCAAAUGUUGUCUAAAUUAUGUCGAUGUUUGUAUGAUGCUGUUAGACCUUUAAUAAUUCAUAUCAAUCACGUUGAAAUAUUAUCUGAACUUUGUGAUAUAGUGAAAGAUGAAUUACUUCAACAAGAUGAUCCUAAAAAGGCAACUAAUUCACCAGAUAUGCUGGCAUUUAAUGAUCUCUGUGGAAUGUUGUUGGCUGAUAUUCAAGAAAGAUUAAUAUUUCGUGCACAUAUAUAUGUUAAAUCACAAAUUUUUGGUUUUGUUCCAAGUCCUGGAGAUCUUUCUUACCCUGAAAAAUUGGAAAUGAUGAACGACAUAGCAAAAAGUAUUUCGAUGCCUAUUGAUUCAAACAAUUCACCGGAUAAAGAAAAGGAGCAUGAAAACUCUGAGGAAAUUGUCGCAGAAAGUGAUUCUUCCGAGUCCAAUUUACAGAAUAAGUCUACUACUUCUGAUUUGGCAAUUCAACCAGGACCUAAUAUGUCUUUAGCUCCAGCAGACUUACAUGGUAUGUGGUAUCCAACAGUACGUCGUACUUUGGUAUGUCUCUCAAAACUCAAUCGUUGCCUAGAUACUGAUUCGUUUCGUGGUUUGGCCCAGGAAUGUGUAUCCAUGUGCGUUCAGUCAUUAGUUAAAGCAAGUGAUUCAAUUAGUCUCCGUCGGACAACCAUUGAUGGUCAAUUAUUUCUUAUCAAACAUUUGUUAAUACUUCGUGAACAAAUGGUACCAUUUGGCAUUGAAUUUUUAGUUAAAGAAACUAGCCUAGAUUUUUCUCCAUAUAAAAAUGUAGCACUCAGUAUUUGGGAACAAAAAGGAACUGGGUUAUUCUCAUUAAAUAAAGAAAAUGCAUUAUUACGAUUUCUAUUAGAAACUCCAAACGCUAUUGAUAUUGAAUUGGAUUCUAGACGUCAGUUAGAUAGUCAAUUAAAAUAUACUUGUGAACUACUUAUUGAACAACAAGUUUUACAAUUAACCGGUGAAAUGUCAAAUUUUCUUAAACGGGCUCAUUCAAUCCUAGCCGCUCCAGGUGCACGUCUUGCUGACCAACCGUUCGCAAAUCCAUCAUACAUAAAGGAAAUAGUUUCGAAUGCGCACCGAUCACUCUGUAUAGCACUUGGUCGUAGUUCUAGUUCAAAUCGUCCUGAUACAGUAAAACACCAUACUGUGCCAAAUUUACGAAACUGUCUACAUAUUUAUCUAGCUAAUCCAGAUACAGAAAAUAUCUUAUUACGUCGUAUUCAAUCAGGUAUUAUAUCACAAUGGAGAUCCAUGUAUCAAUUGGUAACUGAUCAUUAUAAUGAUGAGGAUCGUAUAAUAAUCGGUUGUCCAACAGAAAGUCAAAUUCGACUUAUAUUUCAAGAUAUUUGGAAUCGUCCAGUUCUUUCAUCAUAAACUAACUCUUUUUUUCAUGUGUGUAUACAGUUUAAUUUUUUAUAAAUUUCACUUGGUAGUUCAUUAUUUUUCUUUUAUAAAAAUAUGUAAAAUAAAUAUAUUUUUUUUAUAAUUCAAUCAUUUUAUUUCUGAACGAUAACAAUUAUAUUAAAAAUACAUGUCUAUAGAAAUAAGAAUAAUUUUAUGUUAUAGAGUGAUGUGAAUAGAAUAAAUCAAUUACUAUUAUUCCUGAUAUUGAUUUGAGAAUGGAAAACGCUGGUCGGCGGCCUAUGCUCCAUUGGGAGUAACAGGCGUAAGUAAGUGAUUUGAAAAAGACGUGAUGGUAUUUAUGAUCACAUUUUUUCGUUUGUUUUGCUCUCCCUCUCUCUGUGCCUCACUUAUUAUUUUUCAAAAUAAAACUCAGCAGAACCAUUAUAAAUAGACUGAAGUUGGUCUUCUAUCAUAUAUUGUCAUUGUUAUCAUUAUUAUGAGUUUAUAUGUAGAUAAAGGAAAAAUAUAUUACUUGUCAUGAGUUUAUGAUAAUUGGGUAAUUUACUUAAAGAAUAAUUCCUUCUUUAAUUGAUUUCUGAAACACAAUGUACAAUAUUGACUAUUGUUGAAAGGAAGAAGGUGAAAAAACAAACAAUUUCUUAAUUUUAAGACAAAAGUUACUUUUAUGUCAAUGAAAUAAAUAAAAUAUGUAUUUGUUAACAUUAUGAUUCGUUAGUUGUAUCCAUUUGUCUUCAACUAUCAUAAUGCGUAAUAGUAAUAAUAUUAUUACCCAGUUUAACAUUGAAACAUUUUUUUAGAAUGUAAUAGUAAAUUUUGUGUUAAAUAAUAGAGAUAUUGUCUAACUGAAUAAUGUAAAGUAAUAUUGGAAAAUAAAACUUUUUUUUUAUCGAGAAAACAAAAGAACUAUUAAAAUUGUUCAUUAAAUUUAUGUCGCUUUGUCAUCUACAUCAGAACCAUAUAAACAUCAAUGGUAAACAGCUAGAUUUGGUUUUUUUUU